Molecule: messenger RNA, 9273 nt
Organism: Mustela erminea (ermine)
Lineage: Eukaryota; Metazoa; Chordata; Mammalia; Carnivora; Mustelidae
Gene: ADCY1
Product: adenylate cyclase 1
Exons: 21
Coding region: 1-3687 (1228 amino acids)
Biological process (GO): intracellular signal transduction; adenylate cyclase-activating G protein-coupled receptor signaling pathway; cAMP biosynthetic process
Cellular component (GO): plasma membrane
Molecular function (GO): adenylate cyclase activity
Source: RefSeq, a predicted model, not a curated record
AUGGCGGGGGCGCCGCGCGGCCGAGGCGGAGGCGGCGGCGGCGGAGGCGGAGGCGGCGGCGCAGGCGAGCCUGGGGGCGCCGAGCGGGCGGCGGGGCCGGGCGGCCGGCGCGGGCUGCGGCCGUGCGGUGAGGAGUUCGCGUGCCCCGAACUGGAGGCGCUGUUCCGCGGCUACACGCUGCGGCUGGAGCAGGCGGCCACGCUGAAGGCGCUGGCCGUGCUCAGCGGGCUGGCGGGCGCUCUGGCGCUGGCGGAGCUGCUGGGCGCGCCGGGGCCCGCGGCCGGCCUGGCCAGGGGCUCGCACCCCGCGCACUGCGUGCUCUUCCUGGCGCUGCUCGUGGUCACCAACGUGCGCUCGCUGCAGGCGCCGCAGCUGCAGCAGGUCGGCCAAUUGGCGCUGCUGUUCAGCCUCACCUUCGCGCUGCUCUGCUGCCCCUUCGCGCUCGGCGGGCCCGCGGGCACCCACGCCGGCGCGGCUUCGGGGACGGCAGCCGCCGACCACGGCGUCUGGCAGCUCCUUUUGGUCACCUUCGUGUCCUAUGCCCUGCUGCCCGUGCGCAGCCUGCUGGCCGUCGGCUUCGGGCUCGUGGUGGCCGCCUCACACUUGCUGGUCACGGCUACCUUGGUGCCCGCCAAGCGCCCGCGUCUCUGGAGGACGCUCGGUGCCAACGCCCUGCUCUUCCUCAGCGUGAACAUGUACGGGGUAUUUGUGCGGGUCCUGGCCGAACGCUCCCAAAGGAAAGCCUUCCUGCAGGCCCGGAACUGCAUCGAGGACCGGCUCAGGCUGGAGGACGAGAACGAGAAGCAGGAGCGGCUGCUUAUGAGUCUUCUGCCCCGGAAUGUUGCCAUGGAGAUGAAGGAGGACUUCCUGAAGCCCCCCGAGAGGAUUUUCCACAAGAUCUACAUCCAGCGGCACGACAAUGUGAGCAUCCUCUUCGCGGACAUCGUGGGCUUCACGGGCCUGGCGUCGCAGUGCACGGCCCAGGAGCUGGUGAAACUCCUGAACGAGCUCUUCGGCAAGUUUGACGAACUGGCUACGGAGAACCACUGCCGCCGCAUCAAGAUCCUUGGGGACUGCUACUACUGUGUGUCGGGCCUCACCCAGCCCAAGACCGACCAUGCCCACUGCUGCGUGGAGAUGGGGCUGGACAUGAUCGACACCAUCACGUCGGUGGCCGAGGCCACGGAGGUGGAUCUGAACAUGCGUGUGGGGCUGCACACCGGCCGGGUCCUCUGCGGGGUCCUCGGCCUGCGCAAGUGGCAGUAUGACGUGUGGUCCAAUGACGUGACGCUGGCCAAUGUCAUGGAGGCUGCUGGCCUGCCUGGGAAGGUCCACAUCACGAAGACGACCCUGGCUUGCUUGAACGGGGACUACGAGGUGGAGCCGGGGCACGGGCACGAGAGGAACAGUUUCCUGAAGGCUCACAACAUCGAGACCUUCUUCAUCGUGCCGUCACACCGGCGGAAGAUAUUUCCAGGGCUGAUCCUGUCCGACAUCAAGCCCGCCAAGAGGAUGAAGUUCAAGACCGUGUGUUACCUGCUGGUGCAGCUCAUGCACUGUCGGAAGAUGUUCAAGGCGGAGAUCCCCUUCUCCAACGUCAUGACCUGCGAGGACGAUGACAAGCGGAGGGCGUUGAGAACCGCGUCGGAGAAACUCAGAAACCGCUCGUCCUUCUCCGCUAACGUCGUGCACACCGCGCCGGGCACGCGGGUCAACAGGUACAUCGGCCGCCUCCUGGAGGCGCGCCAGAUGGAGCUAGAGAUGGCGGACCUGGACUUCUUCACCCUGAAGUACAAGCACGCGGAGCGUGAGCGCAAGUACCACCAGCUGCAGGACGACUACUUCACCUGUGCCGUGGUGCUCGCGCUCGUCCUGGCUGCCGUGUUCGGCCUCGUUUACCUGCUCAUCAUCCCACAGAGCGUGGUUGUCCUGCUGCUGCUGGUGUUCUGCAUCUGCUUCCUGGUGGCCUGUGUCCUGUACCUACACGUCACCCGCGUCCAGUGUUUUCCAGGAUGCCUGACCAUCCAGAUCCGCACCGUCUUGUGUAUUUUCAUCGUGGUCCUAAUCUACUCCGUGGCCCAAGGCUGUGUGGUGGGCUGCCUGCCCUGGGCCUGGAGCUCCAGCCCCAACAGGUCCCUGGUGGUCCUGGCGCCCGGCGGCCGGAACGCCCUGCUGCCCGCUGCGCCCUGCGAGUCGGCCCCCCACGCCCUGCUGUGCGGCCUCGUGGGCACCCUCCCGCUGGCCGUCUUCCUGCGGGUGUCCUCGCUGCCCAAGAUGAUCCUGCUGUUUGUGCUCACGGCGUCCUACAUCCUGGUCCUGGAGCUCAGCGGGUACACCCGGGCCUCGGGGGGUGGUGCGGUGUCUGGGCGCAGCUUCGAGCCGAUCGUGGCCAUCCUGCUGUUCUCCUGCACGCUGGCCCUGCACGCGCGGCAGGUGGACGUCAAGCUGCGGCUGGAUUACCUGUGGGCGGCACAGGCGGAGGAGGAGAGGGACGACAUGGAGAGGGUGAAGCUGGACAACAAGCGGAUCCUCUUCAACCUCCUGCCGGCCCACGUCGCUCAGCACUUCCUCAUGUCCAACCCCCGGAACAUGGACCUGUACUACCAGUCCUACUCGCAGGUGGGCGUCAUGUUUGCCUCCAUCCCCAACUUUGACGACUUCUACAUCGAGCUGGACGGCAACAACAUGGGUGUGGAGUGCCUGCGCCUCCUGAACGAGAUCAUCGCUGACUUUGACGAGCUCAUGGACAAAGACUUUUACAAGGACCUGGAGAAGAUCAAGACCAUCGGGAGCACCUACAUGGCUGCGGUGGGGCUAGUGCCCACGACAGGGUCCAAGGCAAAGAAGUGCAUCUCCUCACAACUCAGCACGCUGGCCGACUUCGCCAUUGAGAUGUUUGAUGUCCUGGACGAGAUCAACUACCAGUCUUACAAUGACUUUGUGCUCCGCGUCGGCAUCAACGUUGGCCCCGUGGUGGCCGGGGUGAUCGGGGCUCGAAGGCCGCAGUAUGACAUUUGGGGAAACACGGUCAAUGUGGCCAGUCGGAUGGACAGCACCGGUGUCCAGGGCAGAAUCCAGGUGACCGAGGAGGUUCACCGGCUGCUGCGAAAGGGCACCUACCGCUUCGUGUGCCGUGGGAAGCACAAACCUGCAUGGAUUUUGAAACAAGCGAACCAUACCUCGCCACAGAGAAAGCCCCCUGCAGAGAAGGCUGUACCCCGGACGUGGGAUUUCGGAGUGAGUUUGGGGGACACCUGCAGGGAGAGGGCUGCAGGGGACUCUGGGGAGGCCUGGGGGUCUCCCACGUGCACAGGUGCUGACGCGUGGGAUGUGUUGCUAGGGGCGCUGGGUGGCAGCUCCGACUGUAGGAGGAAGGCAGCUUGGCACCGGCGGGCAGGGGCUGGGCUUACUCUGGCUGAGCCCCUGUGCAUGUCCCCGGGCUGUUCCUGUGGUGGACCCGCGAGGCGUGAUGUCCUUCAUGAGGCCUCAGCCCUGCCCGGCUGUGGGGCAGUAUGGUCGGCUGCCGGGCCGUGCGUGGAUAGCCAGCGAUGCGGGACUCAGGACGGAGAUGGGUGGGUGGACGGCCUCCCUCCUGAGAAGCAGCUCUGUGCGGGGCCACCGAAGGCCAUUGCUACCAUCACUACUGAGAAGGACUCUGUGGCCCAGCCGUCCCCACUCAGCCUUUAGAGAGACAUGGCAUGAUUCCUUCAGGGGAACCCGAGUCAUCUUGGGAGUCCCAUGAGCAUGUGGCCCAUGUGGUGUGCCCGUCUGUGCCAGGCUGCGGGACUGAGGACCUGGCCAGGGACCUGGAGCCUGCCUGCCGGUGGAUGCCAGGCUUCCACCAGGGCAGUCUGGGGGGCAGUGGAUUACACUGAGGUCCUGACCCCAUGCUUGAUUGCAUGGCAGAGGGACUUCACAGACAGAACUGAAGGUUGGGGUUAGGCCAGGGGCAGGAUCCUGAGCUCUCUGGGUGGGCCGCCUGCCUCCUCGAAGUGGACUCAGAGGCAGGGUGGUCAGGAUGGCCCAAGGAUGAGGUUGCUGUUUAAAGAUGCAGGGAUCCAGCCAUCAGCCAUUGGGGAGAGGAGCUGGCUGCCCCUGCAGAGACACGCCGUGGACUCCUUGUCCACCCAAGUGACCUGGGGUCAGGUGGACGCCACCGAGAGUCUCCGUGGCCCCCAGCCCUGCUGGUCCCAGACCGGGGGUCCACAGGACCAGGAGCUCUGGAGCCCUGCCUUGUGCGUGGCCGCGGCGGGAGGCCGUGGGACCACCCACGGCGCCAAGGCCCAGCUCCCAGGAGCGUGCGACACGUCGGUCAUCAGCAGUCCAGACUCUACCGUUCCCGAGGGCGCGAGAGCCACCGCAGUGACCCUCGGAGGCGGGUGCACGAUGUCUUCCUCUUUAUUUGUGAUGAGACUUUAUGAUCUUGCCUUAUUUAUUUUUAAUCUCGUACAGUAUUCAUGGGCAAACGUUAGCCUUUCAAGUAGGGUUCUCUCUAAAUUAUUUAAGACACUCUGUAAAUAGUGCACUGUUUCAGGGGACACCUGUUCACUCCCACCAAAAAUGAGAACAGCCCCCCAACUCCUGUGCGCAUGGCACUCUUUAUCCAGAUGUGUGACUCCUAAGGCACCACGCCCCUGCUUGGGGGCGCCUCAGCACUAUAGGGGGACCCGCGUGUCCCUCGUGCACCACUUAUGCCCAACCUCAGUAGUGCAGAAGGCAGCACCAAACUUCCAGGCGCUUCCACGGACCGCUGGGCCUGGGGGAUCCGCUGCACGGUGCAUGUAAGCUACAGCGUGGAGCACCCCCCCCCACCACCACACCAGGCCCUCCCAGGCUGCACGUUAGUCAGACCCCAGAGCCACAGCGCUUCCAGACACUUCCUGUCUCCAGAGGCAAUAACUAACCUGUGGAGACAAGGCCAGUCCAAAGCCAAUGGUGAUUCCAGCACAAGCCAUGCACACAAGUUUGCCCACAUUCAACCACGCCAUGGGGCGGGGGGGCGACACCCCUGUGGCCGCCCAGCCCCUCCUGCAGACUCCGCUCAGGCCCCGAGUUCUGUGGGGUUUGUUGUCGGUGUCCCAGGCACAGGGAGCGGAGGGCCAGCCUCAGCCCUGUCAGUGAAGUCACCCUCGGGGCGAAUGCAGGUCUGUGCACACCUGCGACCCUUCUAACCCAUCUCAGCGUGCGCACUGGGUGCAGUGAGCCUCCGGGCUGGGACACCCGUCCUGCCUGAUGAGCCUGCUCUGUGUGUUGGGUCUGGGCCCCGACGGGAUCCAGAUGAUACGAAUGCCUGCUCCAGUCCCAUCAGCACCCAGAAGUAGUGUGAACCCCUCCUUGGUCCUGCUUCUGAAGAAGGAAGGGUCCUAUGGGCCUCACGCUUGUGUGCCCCGGACAGGUGGACCUGGCUUCAUUUCAGCAUGUGUUCCCGGGAUUCCCCAAGUCUGGGGUCCUGCGGGCCCCUCCCUGUGUGGCCGUCUCCGCCCAUGACAUGCAUGCGCAGCCCACGAGGCAGGGGCUCCCUAAGUGUGCACCUGCCACUGCGUGGGAGCCGGACAUUGGGGGUGGGGGGGCGCCCAGCCACGUGGGAGCCGGGUCUCCGAGAUGGGGGGCGCCCUGCAGUGUGGGAGUCGGGUCUCGGGGGUUGGGGGCACCCCGCUGCACACCAAGCAGCUCUCUGACUCAGCGGGUCACAGAGCACUGACAACACUUGUAAUUCUGAAGCAUACGGGCCUAUUGGGUCCAUAGAAAGUCGCCCCUGGAAACCGACAUGACCUGAUUUUGUAGCGGCUUCAGUUUUAAAAACAACAAAACUUAAAAAGCAACAAAUCAACCUCCUUACAGGAAGUUGGUUUCAAAAUGUUUGGUUUGGGGGAUGACUAAGGGGCGGGGAGUGGCCGGCUGGAAGCCGGAGGGCACAGCUGCGCCCCUGCACCGGCGUCAUGUCCCCCCCCCACCCCCGCAGUGUGCUUGGAAAGCGGGGUGGGGAGUUGGAGCCCCAGCACUCUCCGAGGGGAUGCGGAGACCAGGUGGGGAUGCGACCUCUUCUCACAGUAUCUGGGUUUGCAUUUCCGCCCGUGAGUCUUAGACUGGGCUGGGUUGAAGUCUGGUUCAGGGAUUGGGUUGCUAGGGGUGGCCUGAGGACUCCCCCACCCCCCCGCCGGAGGGCGGGGUGGGGAUGAGGUAGAUGGUCAGGAAGGCUGUUUGGCUCAGCCUGAGGAAGAAACUCCAGCUGUGAAUUUUGUCAGAUGGACUGAGGCGGUGGGGGGUUGGCGCUGACAGGCAGCCGCCCGGGACGUGAGACAGAGUCCCUGAUUCUGGGUGGUGGGUAGCGAGGAGCCAAAGGCAGUCCCUGUGCCCGGAGAUGGUGUGGGCCCCACAACUGUGAAUGUAGGGGUGCAGGGGUGGGUGUGCAGGGGUGCCAGAGUGGGAGGGACGGCCUGCUGUGGCCAGGAGCAUGAGGCAGGGCCCCUUAGCUCCUCCCUGUGCCCAGGGCCAGACUCCACACCCUCAGGGCGCUCCCGGGGACACCCCGGCUCCAGACACCAGCUCCUGUGUGCGCACACUGGAAGCCGGUCCUGGGAUGCUGGGGCGCGUGGUCACCUCCAUGUCCAGUUCAGCGAAGUAAGCCUGAUUUCAGAGGCCACGUUUCGGGACUAGACCUCCCUAAACAACGUCAUGGUAAUGACUCAUACAUUUGCAUUUCUUAAAUUUCCCUGAAAAUUGUCAUCUAUCUACUCCCUGUCAGAUCUGCUCAUGGAGAGAAACAGUAACUCUUCUGCUGGAGCCAUGCUGCAAUCACAUCUGUGUGCAUGUGUGCACACGUGUGAACGUGUGCACGCAUGUUUGCGAGCAUGUGAUUGUACACGUGCAUGCAUGUGCAUGUGCACAUGUGUGUACGCGUGCUUGCAUGCUUGUGUGAUUGUACAGUGCGUGUAUGUGUGUAUGUGUGCACACGUGUGUGUGUGCACAUGUGGGUGUGUGCAUGCAUGAGUAUAUGCCACACCUGGCAGGGGAGGGUGUUCUAGACACAACUCUUUCUCCCUUUAUGAAAUCCAUGCAUUCCUUCCUACACCGGAUUGUGUAGGUUCCAUGCUAAAGCCGCAGGAGAGGCCAGUAGUCAUUGGCGCGUGUAGUGAAAAUCUCUCUCUUCUGGAAUUCUCCAUGUGGCCACAAACUAAGGGAACCUCCAUGACCAAGACCCACAUCUACUUGGUAGCCCCAGAGCACCUUCUCCACCUGUCACCCAUUGGUCGCUUACGGCCCCCAUGGUGUCGUGAGGAAUCUGGGGCUCAGAGAGGUUAUUGACUUGAGCAAAGUCACACAGCACUAGUCGCAGGACCGAGACCCAUGCCAGCCUGUCCGAAGCCCUUGGUUUUCCGUCCUACUCAGUGGCUCUUUGCUGACACCGUACUGGGUUUGAUGGAACCCCCCGGCUGGUCUUCACCGAAGUGCCCACUGUGGUGGGGACCCUGGCAGGCUGGUUUGGAGUGUUGGCCCCACUGCUUGCUCCCGGGUGCGCCCUGGGGAGCUCAGAACGCUGUCCUCACCGGUGGACCCCCCAAGGACACUCAGAGCUAGCAUGAGAAGUCCCACCUUGUGUCGCUUUCUAUCCUAAAUCCUAAAUCUGUGUCAUGCCCACAGCCUAUCCUGUCUGAGAACACACAGGCCCUCCUUCAGCAGGAAGGAUGGUUGCCCAUGUCUUUCUGCACGGCCUCUCUGGCAUCAAACAGGGGAAGGGGGCCCCAGAAGCUCCCAAACCACACACGCCUACUCACGUGCAUGAAGCCAGGUGGCCCCCAAGUGCUGGUCCGCAAGCACCUGAGCCCUGGGAGGCCAUGGGUCAAGCUGGCCGUCUCUGCUCUGUCUCCCCUGGUGGUCGAGCUAUCCAGCGUCUCAUGCCACAGGCACGAGGUGGGUGGUCAGCGCCCCUUCCUGCGGGUCGGAUGGCCAUGGUCAGGUUUCCUGGAGAAUGUGUGGAAGGCAAGACGGGGGUCGCGGAGGCUAGUAGGAAACGGGGCUCCUCGGCUCCGACUGCUUUGACUCUGGGCAGCUCAGAGUCGGUUCAGAAGCUCGAUGUGCAAACAGCUCACAUCCCGCCCUGAGAGCUGAUGUUUAAACAGAGGUUGUCCUAGACUAACGCGCGAGAUUGCUGGGCAACUCCGGGGCUCCCUGAACGUGUGUGGGGGUGUGUGCAGGAACAACCACGCAGAGCGCCACGUCUCUGGGCUCGCGCUCCCCACGGCGCGGGCUUCGGGCCCACCAGCAGCCAGAACUGUUUCUUGCCUCCCACCAGCAGCACCCCCAAGCCCCGCGGGCCCAGAAGCACACAUCUCCGGGGACUGGCCCCCAGUUGUGGGAAUCCCGAGGAAGCCUGCCACCACCUCUUGCACACAUGGGAGCACCCGCACUCCCAAGUGCCCGUCCCAGAGGGGCACGCGGGCUUGCCUUCCCCCUGUACAAACUGGGCUCGCACGCAUGUGCACCCCGAAUUGCAUGCCCUGAGAUCCCCACGUGUGUGAGACCCACUUUGAACUCGGAAACACGCAGCAUGCGCGGAGGGACGGGCCCGCCUUGGGCCAUCUGCCGGCUGGCCGCAGAGCGUCCCCGCGACCCAACGCAGCCUGGGGCUCCAACCCGUGUGGUGGUGUCUGCACUGGCCACACAGCGUCUCCCAGCCCAGAGGCCCCCGCCCCCGCCCCGGCCGCACAAUUGCAUACCAUCUUGCACAAAGAAGGUGACAUAUCGAUCACAAACACCUUAAAGUAGCUUGAUUCUCACCGAAGGUCAACCCAUGGCCCACCCCGGAUUUUCUUGCCUCGCCGAGAAAGCCUGUAUUCGCCCCUGCACCCUUCCUGUCCAGCUGGGGGAUGGCCGCGCCACUCGGUGGAAUGCAGGGGCGGGGGGUGGGCAGGGGGACACGCUCGCCGCCUGCGGAGCUCGCUCGAGAAUGGUUCUGUAGACCCAGAACCCUGGGACGGGGUCAGAACGACGGCAGCUCACGGUCACCAGGUAGCUUCUGUCAAUAGAUUUGUAUAAUCAAUACGGGUCUAUUUUUACGCCAGCCCACACUGUACCUUCCAGUCUUUUCCAAGAUUGUUCGACCGAGACAAGUCACUGAAUAAUGGGUCCUAUUUUUAUUAAAAAACCAGUGAAUGGACUGAAAUGUUAACGUGAAUGUACAUUUCUUAAUUGCGACUUUUCUACUGAGUGUUUGCACUAUACUUUCUGGAACCUUAUUUAACAAAAAUAAAGGAAAAAAAUUGCUUGACUAAA